Molecule: messenger RNA, 8377 nt
Organism: Amoebophrya sp. A120
Lineage: Eukaryota; Dinophyceae; Syndiniales; Amoebophryaceae
Source: the annotation of a GenBank genome assembly
GGCAGCGGCCCGCCCAAGUCCCCCGGAGCAGGAGAAGCUCCGGGGAACAGAAAGGACGCCUGGGGCAGCCGCAAACGGGAAGGGGGCGAGCCUUCCGAGCGGUUCCCGAUUUGCGAGGACCCCUCCAAGGCGGUGGGGCUGCUUUUGACGGGACCCACAAGACCGCGGACGCGGAGCAUGCAAAAAGAAGGGCCUAGCCAGCCCGCCACCUGCAGCCAGCACAGCGGUGGGGCUUGGCGCGCUGUUUUUGGGAAUCAUAUUUAUACAUAGGGCGCCGAGAAAAGGCGCGUCCUGUUCUUUGUGCAGGGCGGCGGGGGCAUCCACACCAAGAAGGGGCCACCCCCGCGAGGCAAAACGGGGCGGCCCAAACAAAGCGCAAAGCCAUCUCCGGCGCCGUGGCAUGGCCGCAGUUACUUCGCAUGCACCUGCGGGCACAGCAUCACGCGCCGCGCCACCCCUGUCCAGUAUCUAUUAACUCGCCCUCUUAGGGUUGUGCCCCAUUUUCCCGGGGACGAGCGCCACACGCACACCGCGCUAGCACACAGACACGGCCUGCACGGCGCUAGUUACUCCACAGGGCAAGGGAAGCCAGCAGCGCGGGCGAGCUGUGGCGGAACCUCGGGGCGAACCGGCCCGCGAGGCACUGGGGGCAAAUUUCUACUAGUAAGUUUUCUACGUAGUAAACUUUCUACUAGUAGCCUUACUAAUAGGUAGAAUUUUUGCUCCCUUGUUCCGAUAAACUUACUAGUGACGUUGUUUACCAGUAAGAGUUUGCAGAUUUUCGUAAACUAGGAAGAUUUCACUAGUAGAAAUCACACGAAGCGCCAAUCGCAUUUCUUGCCGUAUAGUAAGUAUAGCUGGUAUUGCGAGGCCACCGAACGGCUCUAACCAGGGAGUUUUUUUGGCUUCUCCCGCGCAAAACGACUGGCAGUUUUCAAUCCUACAGAGAGUUCCUAUACAUGAAAAAAGUCACAGCGUGCCAGCCUGUUUGGCUCUCCGGACUCGAAGUGUCGUUAUGUGAGGGAUAAGUCGGCGCUCGUCCUUUCGAAGAGUUAUAUUUAUUUUUGCGGGAAGAAGUAGGAGUUGAAGUAGGCUCAAACGCUUGCACGCGUCUGCGUCGUCGUUUUGGACUGGUGCAGAUAGUGUCGAAAAUUUUGCAAAAGGGUGGCGCACUGCGUUGAGAUUUUUGGGGCCCUCACUCGCUGCUUCUUGCCAUCGCGUCCAUAAUAAAUACUUAAGGCUAUUUGUCAUGAUUUUGGUGAGACUGAGUGGCAAGAAAGAGCGAGAGUCUCCUCCUUGCACUGCGUAGUGAAUAAGUAAUGGAUCUCGGUUUCAAAGACUGGAAUCGGUGAAGAGGCUUCUGCACAUCUCUACAGCAUGCAACGACAUCGCGCUCGGAAUAAUACAUCGUUUUAGAAGAAUCUUUAAGUUCAGGUUGCUACUCUUUGGAGGAGAAGCACGGCACUGUUUGUGAUUUUUACUCACUCAACUUCAUACAUACUCUUUUCGUGCCUUCUGCGGAGCAAGCGCAAGUCCUGUGAUGCCAGAAGUUGAGGCAAACGAACAGCAAGGCGGCGCAAGCCCAACCGCGCAAUCUGGGAGCGCAGAGUCACUUUCUCCUGAACGCAGCCCCGAGCUGAGUCCCGCAGGUCGCAUAUCAGAAGCGAGUCAUGACGAUAGCUUUGUGCCAAAAAAGUUGAAGCCAGAACAAAUUCGGCAACUCAGCAACCAGUCCCUCGGCGACGUCGCAAACCAGUACCACCAGCGGAAGUUUCCGAAGGCCUUUCGUAUAGGAUUUGUCUUGUAUUGCGUGUGAAAUUUGAAUUUCGCGAGAAGUACUCUUUCGCAUGCUUGUCGUAUUGGAGGGCGGUUGGGGCAGUUCGUGUCGCUGUGUCAACACCAAUUUGGUCAUUGACCUCUCUGGUACUACUGAUAGCGAAAGUAAUUCCUGCACCUGUUUUAUUGUAUUGAUGUAUCACUUAACAGGCCAGCGAGACAAAACAGUGGAGAUAAAUAAUUACGCGGGCGUAUCGUGUGCAAAAGCUAUACCGAUCCAUAAGCAACGAGACAUCUUUUGCCACUGCACCGCGAGUCACAGGGCCACAAGCCCAUGAUGCCAGCACGAUAAAGAAAUUUCCCAGCGCGCAUUCACGGAUCAGUCCGGAAUACAGACGGUAGAAAUAUACGACUAUGCAGGCUUGGUUCGAAAGUCAACUUUCAUAGAUAUAGAGCUUUGCUGUACUAGAGAGGACAUGUGGAAGACAUUAACUCACGAGCAUAUAUGUGCCCCACUCUAAGCGCGAUGUGCUCUCGUCGGUAUCUGUGAAAUGAGGACGCGAAGUGUCUCGAAGGCCCCCGUGAACAAGACGAUCACACGUACCAGCUGACGAGCAGAAUGCUUCCAAGCGACUCGCUUGCCUGCUCUGCUUCCUCGCUCUUCAUCCUUGGUUCCCAUGCUCCUUCGUCAUCUCUCCUCCUUGAAAAAUUGAAAUUGUCAGUGUCGUGUGCUAUUGUUGUGUUUCUCUUGAUAAAACUUCUGUCCUGUCGGAUAUCAUUUUGCACAGGAUAGGCAGCUGGUAUCAUUCCUUGCACUCUGGUGGACGGAAAACUACACCUGUUACUCAAUCAGCCCAGGCUAUGGAGGCGUUGGGUGGGAAGUUGUCAAGUUGGGAAUAAUUUGUCAUGCAUAGACGCGACAGCUCCGACACCGACAAGUUGGACGUGGAUUCGCCAUUUUGCAGCGAAGCAUGACAAAUUUACUUUAGCCCCUGAUCCUGAACGGAGUUUUUAUUUUUAGUUCUGGCCACCCGAAUAGCAAUAGCUCCGCAGCGACUUCAUUGAGCCGCAUCUAUGAUGCUUGUGCUCAGGCCCUUUCUUUAGCAUUGUAUGCAACGCGGAGCUUUGGCCCGUGAGCUAGAAAUAAGACACAUGGCGAGCGUUCGUGGUUGCGGUCUGUGUAGUCUGACAAAUCAUUUUGCUUGCGACGUCGCUACAUUGCUGGGAUCAUGAGCGCUGUUGUCCUUUCCUUAGAAUAGAAAUCUGCGCUCGCCCCUGGAGCAGCUCUCCAGCACAGGGAAAUCUGCUUAUUAGUAUAUCAAAGGUUUCUGCGGCUCCUAAGGAAUUUGCUACAACGCUGCUGCUGCAAAGCGGCGCAUCAGGGGUGGCCACUCAAGGUCGAGAAGCUGGCUAAGUGCUGCUGCCACUGAGAAAAAACUACUGUUGCGGCGGCCGCCUUAAGAUUUUUGCCAAGCUGCCACUUUGUAACAGCGGCGCGCUUAAAGGCCGUGAAGGCGGAGGCUCUUUUCUUAAGGAGUUUGCUGAGGGCUCCUUAGCAGCUUUCUACGGAGCUCGCUCAGGGCUUCUUACCCGAUUCCCAAGGAGCUUUUUCAGGGCGCUCCUCAGGAGUUUGCUAAGGGCUCCCGAGCGGCCUCCUUAGGGGCCCGUGCGCUUUGCCUUUUGCGCUUUGGCCUCCUGGCCUUUUCGCUUUGGCCCGUGUUCUCGAUGUGGCUCAGACGCGGGCGCUAAACUUAGCAAGGCAAGGCGUGAACUUUUGCCAUUGCGCCUCCCAUAAUGCCGCGAGCGCAAUUUGUUUGGCUGCGGUUUGCUACUGUAUACCAAAAAAAAAAACGCCGCCGGCGCUCCCCGACCUGAUUCCCCGGAUUUCGGUAAAUGCGAACAGUACUCAAGAACCCUCGCGGAAGAAUUAGAUCCCGCGGGGCCACCUCUUUUUCCGAUCUGAAGUUGUCUAUGUGAUAUUUCGCUGCGUUUUUAUUUUUGUGAUUUGUAUAAAAAAAAAAGAAAAAUCCCGCAGGUUGAAGAGAUCGAAAUCGGAACGGCGACGGAGCUGGGGCGUCGGGUUUGCUUUGGCCGUUUCGCCUUGCUUCGCUUAGGCUCGCCUCUUUUUGCAUUGGCAGGCCGUUCCGCUUUUAUCUUUCCGCCAUGCUUGAUUCUUUCGCUUCGGCCUCUUGUUUCGGUAUCCGGGUAGACCAGGGCCCCUGCUCAGACCAGGGACCCUAGACCAGGGCACCUGGUAAAACCCGGUCCCCUACGAGCUGAUCGCUGCCGCGGGGUGGCCUACUCCUGGCCGAAAAAUGUGCGCCAGCUUGCCAGAGUGCCAGCGGCCCAUUGGCGUGCGCCCGUUCUUUGCAGACGAUUUUGUAGCGGAUUUCCGAAGGGAGGUUCUGCAAUCCUUCCUGGAAUCCGCUGGCCAAAUCUGGCACAUGCCUUCGGGGAGGGGCCCACGCCACCGGGGAACGGCCGACAGACGCGGCGGGAAUCAGGCCCGAGGCUGCCGGAGAGGAUUCAUCCUUUUCGAAGUCCCCGUCUGCCUAAAUCGCGCCACGCCCUCGGGGGCCGGCCGAUUCAACGGCCCGGCAAUAGGGCUCAGACCAUCGGGGAUGGGCCGCGGGGGGCGGAUACUCCGGGAGGGAUUCUGGGGCGAACCCUCGGCGGAGUCCUCUGCCCAUCCAAGUCGGAUACACAGCGCCGGGGAAAGGUCGACGGCCGGGGCUGGCCGAGGGUCGGUGGGGCUUCUGCGGAAUCCCCUGCCCGGAUUGGUCCCCGGCCUUCGGGGGUGGCCGGGGGAGAGCUGUGCGCAGGUUUGCCGGAUCUCACAUCUUGGCCGCAGGCCGUUCGGGGUUGUCUGUCGUAUCCCUCCUCUCGAUUUUGGCGCGAAGCCGUAUCGCUUGCACCAUGUGGCCACAAAUCGAACCGUGCAGCGCCGGCGCGCUACAUUCGUGCGCAAUCUCAAGAGGGACGGCCCUAGAGCGGGGGCAGGGGCAUUCCGGGAAAUUACUUUCCCCGACCGAAGCGAUAGCGUUCGGAGUCGGUGUCGGACUGUGGGUCUGAGUGGCCGCGCCACCGUCUCGAAGCGGAGAAACAGGCUCGGCAGACCGGCUGCCGGUAACGCCGGUCCAGAUGGACCCUGCCUGGCCGCGGGAAGUGCGCUUGCUUGACGAUCUCCCACCUGGGUAUUCCAUACAAGCACGGGAAGAAGGCCGGGGUCAGGUGGUAUGACUUCGGAGGAAAGAAAAAGGACAAACUAUUAUCCCGUGUGAAGUGGUCCCCAUCCCGAUGGUCGUGUCGCAUAUAUACUCAAAUAUAUAGUGGAUGCGCAGCAAGUCAUUCGGUUUCCCGUGACAGUCGCUUUCUACCAUUGUUGGGCAUUUUCGUCAAUAGUCUAAUAAGGAUAAGGGAGUGGUGCUACUAUACACGCUGAGCACGCGACGGCGCUGGGCGUCAGACGUAUUGUGCGGAAUUGUGAAAGUUUCUGGAUUUCUUGUGUUGGAACUCGUUACGUGAGUCUGGCAUGGGGGUGGUUUUGCACGGGAUAAGUAUGAAAUUGAGCUCCAUGCUCUCGCCCAAGAAAAAAUACAACCCGGUAACUCGCACACCUAUGUAAGUAUGCUACUUACGGGGCGUAACUAACUAGUGAGUCACUGCUGUUGUAGUGAUAGUCUUCGCUAUCACUUAUUUUUCUGUCAGGGAUUUUCUCGUAAAAGGCUCACGUAGAAGUGAGCACAAGUGGCUCUUCGAUCAGGAGUCUCAACGUUGAAUAUCAAGUUGUGCUGCAGUCUUCUACCCAUCAAAAACAACAAACGCUGUGCGUUUUUGGAUGGGCUUUCUUAGUAUUGCAGCGUCAGUCCCGGUCGUGAAUCUUUCUUAUGCGGUCUUUUCUGCACAUAGUCUGUGCAUCGCGAGAUAUUUUUCGCAGAUGGUGUUACACGGAUACAAUACAUAUAACGCGACGCCGUCUUUUUCUCGGGUGGGGAGAGUUUUCGAUAUGAUUGAAGGUGGAGUUACCAAUCGAGUGCGGUAGUGAAUGAUUUUUUUUUCUAAGCGAAGUAAAGUCAUGGUCGCGUAAGACUCCGAGCUUCUCGUUCCUAUUGGUGAUGUACUCAUGUUGGGUCGCUUGACAUGCACGAAGAAGAAGGAGAUAACUGCUUGCUUCAAAACAAGAGAGACAAAAACCAUGUACAUAGCGAAAAAAUUUCCUCAGCCUGCCGGAAGUUCACGAAGUACACAUACGGCCUCUUCGCGAUUGAUACGGACUGGGCUUCAGCAGAUGUGCUGGACUAUCGAUGUUUUAGACAGGGCGUUUCAAGACGGUGCAAGCGGUUUGCCUUGCAUGAUGUGUCUCAGCAACAGAAAAUAUUAGAUAUCGCGGGCGGCUUUUUUGGCAUCUCCCUCGCAAAACGACCGGAAGUUUUCAAGCCUGCCGCGGUUUUUUUUCAUAAAAGAGCUUCACUUUCUAAUUGGCCAGGACUCCGCCGUCAAAGAACCCCGACGGAAUUGUAUUUGCCUAAAGUCGACACAUGGGAGUCGGCACAAGUGACUCCCCAGUGGGGCGCCCGGCAUUUCAGAUGCCGCCGCUUGAGGGCGCCCAGAAAGGGCCCUCAAAAAAUUGCGAACAAACAAAAACCGCGAACCCGCAUGGAGGUGUGGGCGCCACUUUGGCCCACUUUGGAAGGCUGCAAAAGUGGCAGCCGAAAUGGCCCACGUCGGUGGCGCACUUGUACCGCGGUGGGCAGCGCAAAGCGUGCGCGCUUUUGAUUCAAAAAAACAAAAGCGCACUAAGUCUGCCAAAAUCGUUAAACAGCCCGCAUGCUGCGGGCCCGGUUUGUGGCCCCCAAGGGGCCGGCCUUGGCGGGGACCAGGUUUGAUUUUGUGAAGUCGGAAAGCUGUUAAGGUAUGGCCGCGACCUAUGUUACAUGUGCGCCAGGCCAUGAGGGAUAGCAUUAUGCGCGCGGCGGGUAUGGCGCACGGCAGGAGCAGGGCCCUGGGAGCCCGGAUGCCCCAAUACGUCGAGCGCCUUGACAAAAAAGCCGCAAAGAAACCACGGAGAGAGGCGGCUGCCUGUUAUAUAAUGGUAGCGGCGUCGGGUUCUGCGUGCGAACGCGAAGUCAAUGCAAAUAUGCCGCUGCGUCGAGUGCCGCAGAUCUGAGGGCCUACAUCAGCCCACCCCUUUGCAUUUUUCUAUGAAGUGACUUCACAUGGAGCGUGCUAAUCUGGUGGCUUUUUUGACAUGUCCCGCGCAAAGCGACCGGCAGUUUUCAAACGGCCGGACGUGUUUUUUCACAAAAAAACAAAAAGCCUCUCCCUAUCCAGCGAUCCUGGCAGACCCGGUGCUUACUCGCCGGCGGAUUCUACCGACCAGCGCAUGAAAAAACGACGCAGAUGAAGAAGACGAGCCGACAAAAAUCGCGCCCUUCUAGGGCGCGCCCGGCCUCGGAUUCCGCCUAUUUGGGGCGCCCAAAAAGGGACGCCAAAGAAGCGGCAGCGCGAAAAAUACAGCGAAGCCGCAUAGUAUGGGCCUUAUUUCGGCCCACAUUGGGGCUCCACAAAAGUUGCCAACAAGGCCGAGCACUUCGGAGGCCGGCGGAAGGCCAUACGUUGCGUUUUUGCGACAAGAAAAAAUAAACACAGCGCCGCCUGCCGAAAAGUGAAAGCUAAUCCGCAUACCUUGGGCCCGAGUUCGGGCGCUCAAGGGGCCGGUCCCGGUGGCCGGCCAGGCUGGGCCAUAGCAUGCGUAGAGGGCUCCCCUUUUCGAACUGAAGCGGCUGGCAACUUUGGGCCGCGACUUUUAUCGGCCGCCGCGCCGUCGCGCAGGCAUAACAUUAAGCGCGGCGGCAUGUUGGUAGCCAUAGAAGUGCGGGUUCUUGGCUUGAGGACAAAAAACCCGCUAUGACCUCACUACCCCCCCCCUUGUCUCUAUUCAGAAGCCGCGCGCAGGCACGCAGUCCCGGCAUCCCCCGCGUAGCCGCCCAAACCACUCAAGAUACCGGCCCACGGAGGAGCCCGGCCGUUCUGCGGCGUUUUAUUUUGUGUUCGAAUAGGCACCGGCACACAGACGUCACGGGCUGCGCUGCGGCACUGCUGCUUGAUGACACUUUACUAUAGAGGAGGGCGCCCGCACCGCUGCUGUCGACAAGGACCGCGCCCGGUCGUUAACAGGGCUUCGCCGUCUUGGGGCGGUGUCGCGGGUGGCCCCUACAAAUUGCAAACCGGCUGAAAACGGACCGGAAGGUAGGCGUCUGAUAGGGCUUUCCCCCACGUCCUCCCGGAGGGUCUUGAGUAGUCACUUGCGACAUCAUACAUACCGCAAUGAGCUUUCCUCUUUAGGGGGAAAUUUAAGCGUCACAAGGUGGGACGGGCUGCACCUGCGAGCCAAGAUCCCAAGUAAGGUGAAAUUAGUACCGUCAGGAUCAAUCUCUGAUGUCGCUUUGAGAAGCUGCGGGAGUGAUUCGUUUCUGCGUGAUUUAGCCUUUUUCCAUUUUGAAAUGUCCCUGAUUGGAACCGCUAUACUCACGAGGUGUCCGAGAUCUACACACGAAAAGAAAGCAUGGAAAGAAAAUGCUGUCUCAUAAAGACGUUGUAG